AAUUCUGCAUGCUCGGUACGUUGAAUAGUUUCACUUUCAAGCAAUAACGCAACGAACAGGAUCAAAUCUAGUGACUGUGUAGCAAUGGCGAUGUCACCGGCGAUUGUAAUCGCAGUAAUGGCGCUAUGUCUUGGUGUGGCGAGUGGCAAGUCCUCGUACCGCACUAACUUUUCUCCACUAAACAGGUAUCAUCCAGCCCGCGGGUCGCCAUUUAACCACAACCAAGGGUCUGUGCUCUUUCCAAACGUAAAUUCUGCCAAUACUGAGCGUUGCUUCGUCGCUGGGGGCAGAGGAAACGGGGGCUAUGGCGGGGGAGGAAACGGCGGCUAUGGCGGAGGAGGACACGGCGGAUACGGCGGAGGAGGAAACGGGGGCUAUGGCGGAGGACGCGGGGGCUAUGGCGGAGGAGGACACGGCGGUUACGGCAGGGGAGGACAUGGUGGUGGUUACGGCAACACACAGCUUGGACCGCUUAACCGCUAUCACUCCGUCAAGAACUCACCGUAUAACUACAACCCCGGCAGUAUAUUCCUACCAACGUUGACGAGUGCCAACACGCGUCUGAGAAUCAUUUACGAUGCACACGGCCAGGCAACCUAUGUGUACUGUGUCACGGGUACUUAAGUAUCCAGACACGUGUUGGUGAUAGCUAGUACUGCAUCGAUGAAGAAUAUCGUGACCCAGAAGAGGUAAUGACAAAAUCAACAUGUGAAGAAAAAUCUGUUCGUCUGUCGUCAAUAUACGCCUCACUGACGAGGCACACAGAAGUCUUACAUAGUUCCAUAUAUGAAUUAUACAACAUUUUCAUUAAUCGUACGGGCCGAUAUAUAGGCGCGUGACUAAUGUAUUAAAAACUUGUAUGAUUAUGAAAAAUAACGUUAACCACACAUAACGUUUAAUUUGUGUUAGUUGAUUUAAUACAUAAAUAAUGACAAGAAUCACAGUAUUUGCUAAUAUUGAGCAUCUGAUAACGCGUACGACAGUGGCAUAAUAUAAUAUAAUGGCUCAUGUCUAUGGAUUUUCAUACGUUAUUAUAUAUAACUAUAUUUGCAAUUAAACUUCUAGUUGAAUUACAUUAAGUUUGUUAAUUGUGCAUUUAUAUAUACUGCCUUGCCGGAUAUAUAACUUUUACACUUGUUACGUUUUAUUAUGAUAAUAAAUGAAUAAUGACGCUUA
Priapulus caudatus is the source of this 1176-nucleotide messenger RNA. RefSeq names its product 5'-3' exoribonuclease 2-like. The record is from RefSeq and is a predicted model, not a curated record. Lineage: Eukaryota; Metazoa; Priapulida; Priapulimorpha; Priapulimorphida; Priapulidae. The transcript has 5 exons. The coding region runs from base 85 to 624 and encodes 179 amino acids.